AUGUUCUCCCGAGCGGCUCUCCGCCUCGCUAAGCCUUCGGCCGUGAGCCGAGGCUUUGUCCAGGCGCGAUUCGUGAGCCAGCUCCCCAUCGACGGCAGCAAGGGUAGAAAGAUGCCUGUCACUCGGUCUCGAGCAACUGCUCCUGUUGCAAACCUCGAUGCCACCUUCACCAUCAAGGAUGGCCCUGUCUUCCAUGGCCGAGCCUUUGGUGCCAACUCCAACAUCUCCGGAGAGGCUGUCUUUACGACCUCGCUGGUCGGUUAUCCCGAGUCCAUGACCGACCCGUCCUAUCGUGGCCAGAUUCUGGUCUUCACCCAGCCUCUCAUCGGCAAUUAUGGAGUUCCCUCCAACGAGCGUGACGAGUACAACCUGCUCAAGUACUUCGAAUCCCCCCAUGUCCAGUGCGCCGGUGUUGUUGUUGCGGAUGUGGCCGAGCGAUACAGCCACUGGACUGCCGUCGAGAGCCUCGGCCAGUGGUGUGCCCGCGAGGGUAUCCCGGCCAUCUCGGGGGUCGAUACGCGGGCGAUCGUUACCUACCUUCGUGAGCAGGGUUCUUCCCUUGCUAGGAUCUCUAUUGGAGAUGAGUACGAUGCCGAUGAAGAUGAGAGCUUCGUCGACCCUGGCCAGAUCAACCUGGUCAAGCAUGUCAGCACCAAGGCCCCCUUCGUUGUCGAGUCCCCCGGUGCCACCUUCCACAUUGCCCUGCUGGACUGCGGUGUCAAGGAGAACAUUCUGCGAAGCCUCGUUAACCGCGGCGCUUCGGUCACUGUCUUCCCAUUCAACUACCCCAUCCACAAGGUUGCCGACAACUUCGAUGGCGUCUUCAUCUCCAACGGUCCUGGUGACCCCACUCACUGCCAGGACACUAUCUACAACCUUCGCCGGUUGAUGGAUGACUCCCCUGUGCCCGUCAUGGGUAUCUGCCUGGGUCACCAGUUGUUGGCUUUGGCAUCCGGUGCUCGUACCAUCAAGCUCAAGUACGGAAACCGGGCGCACAACAUCCCUUCCCUUGACUUGACCACUGGCCAAUGCCACAUCACCAGCCAGAACCACGGCUAUGCUGUUGAUGCUAGCACCCUGCCCAGCGAUUUCAAGGAGUACUUUGUCAACCUGAACGACGGAAGCAACGAGGGCAUGACGCACAAGACUCGCCCCAUCUUCUCGACUCAAUUCCACCCUGAGGCCAAGGGUGGCCCGAUGGACAGCGCUUUCCUGUUCGACAAGUACCUCGCCAAUGUCAAGAUGUACAAGGACACCCAAAAGGUCUACAAGGACAACCGGCCCUCCCAGCUGCUUCUCGACAUUCUCAGCAAGGAGCGUGUUGGUGUCGAGCCGACUCGCCUUGCCUCGGUGGCUUGA
Molecule: messenger RNA, 1359 nt
Organism: Thyridium curvatum
Lineage: Eukaryota; Fungi; Ascomycota; Sordariomycetes; Thyridiales; Thyridiaceae
Exons: 3
Coding region: 1-1359 (452 amino acids)
Biological process (GO): 'de novo' pyrimidine nucleobase biosynthetic process; L-arginine biosynthetic process; L-glutamine metabolic process
Cellular component (GO): carbamoyl-phosphate synthase complex; cytoplasm
Molecular function (GO): carbamoyl-phosphate synthase (glutamine-hydrolyzing) activity
Source: RefSeq, a predicted model, not a curated record